AUGGAGGAGAGCGCAGAGGCUGCUAGCGCUCAGCUGGCCCCCGCACCUGCUGAUGCGCCUGGCGAUAGUGAUCAAGGCUGGAGCCGACAAGCGGCGGCAUCUGCAGCUGGACCAGGCAUCAACAACGCCAUCGCCGGUGGGAAUAGCUGCAGCUGCAGCAACAACAACAUCAGCAGCGGCAACAAUUCACUCGACAACGACAGCAGAAGAAUCAACGUUGACAGCACUGGAAUCACCGCUGACGGCGGCGACAUCGUCACUACCAACAGCGCCGGAGCUCCUGGAUCCGCGGCUGCACCAGAUCCUGCAUCUACAUCUGCACCCGCAUCUACUGCUAUUAUUGCAUCUGGACCAUCGCCGUCGCCCGCUGCCCAGCCCGGAUCUGCACCAGGCCGCAGCCUUGCAUCCCCUGCAUCGUCCCCCGGAUCCUCUCCUCGAUCCUCGCCCGGCUCUUCUGCAUCUGCCUCUGCAUCGCCAUCGGCGGCUGUUACUCCCGGCUCUGCUGAGUCUGAACCCGCCUCGACUCCGGCGCCGGGCUUCAAGCUUCGUCCGCCGUCCAUUGCGCUGCCUCCUUUUGUCGCCCCGUCGUCGUAUCUCUUCAACGCUGGCGCCAUGGCUGAUGUGCCCGAUCCCAAGCCUCUGAGUCCCCUGGAUAAGGAGCAGCGACAAGGCUUGAAAGCUAUCCGGGACUUCCUCCGCAAGCGUACCAGCUACGAUGUGCUCCCCCUAUCCUUCCGCCUCAUUGUGCUCGACACGGAUCUGCUCAUUAAGAAGAGUCUCAAUAUCCUGAUCCAGAACUCCAUUGUGUCUGCCCCUCUAUGGAAUUCGCACAGUUCGCGCUUCGCCGGCAUCCUGACGGCGACCGACUACAUCAAUGUGAUCCAGUAUCACUGCCAGUUCCCCGAUGAGAUGAGCAAGCUGGAUCAGUUCCGCCUGGCCAGUUUGCGAGACAUCGAAAAAGCCAUUGGGGCGACUCCCAUCGAAUCCGUCUCCGUCCAUCCUUCAAGACCCCUUUACGAAGCACUUCGACGCAUGCUCAAGACUCGUGCGCGAAGGAUCCCCCUCGUCGACGUCGAUGAAGAGACUGGUAGAGAGACCGUCAUCUCCGUCAUCACGCAGUAUCGAAUACUCAAGUUUAUCGCUGUCAACAACGAACACAAUACAAUCUUGCUAAAGAAGACGCUUCGCGAGAUCCAGCUGGGCACCUACACCGACCUGCUCGUUGCGCGCAUGGGAACCACCGUCCUCGAAGUUAUCAACCUCAUGGUCAAUGGCAACAUCAGCUGCGUGCCCAUUGUCGAUUCCGAAAACAGAGUUCUCAAUGCCUUUGAAGCCGUGGACAUUAUUCCUUGCAUCAAGGGCGGAGCCUACGACGAGUUAAACGGCAGCGUGGGCGAGGCCCUGUGCAAGCGGCCCGAAGACAACCCGGGCAUCUUCACAUGCAGUCAAGACGACAGGCUGGACUCCAUCUUCGACACGAUCCGCAAGAGCCGCGUCCACCGGUUGAUUGUGGUCGAUGACGAGAAUAAGCUCAAAGGGGUGAUUUCGCUCUCCGACAUUCUCAAGUACGUGCUGCUUCACGACGAAGAAGAUAUUCCCGAGUAA
Messenger RNA from Trichoderma aggressivum f. europaeum, 1605 nucleotides. RefSeq lists its product as uncharacterized. Gene Ontology annotation, cellular component: nucleus; nucleotide-activated protein kinase complex; cytoplasm. Gene Ontology annotation, biological process: protein phosphorylation; regulation of catalytic activity. The transcript has 4 exons. The record is from RefSeq and is a predicted model, not a curated record. NCBI's taxonomy places the organism in Eukaryota, Fungi, Ascomycota, Sordariomycetes, Hypocreales, Hypocreaceae. Gene Ontology annotation, molecular function: protein kinase regulator activity; protein kinase binding; AMP binding. The coding region runs from base 1 to 1605 and encodes 534 amino acids.